Molecule: messenger RNA, 1241 nt
Organism: Halichondria panicea
Lineage: Eukaryota; Metazoa; Porifera; Demospongiae; Suberitida; Halichondriidae
Exons: 8
Coding region: 49-1095 (348 amino acids)
Source: RefSeq, a predicted model, not a curated record
UAACAUCAACUGGCAGGAUAUAUCUCUUUAGAGGCAGUUCCAUUGAGAAUGUUUGGGUUGAGUAAGAUUGGGGAGGGUGUGUGUAACCCUCGGUUUAGUGCAACUGGUUCGUCGGUGACCCAGUCAGUACCGGGAGCUCAGUCUGGUGACAGGUACACUGUCUGUGUGGUGUUUAUCAACAACGAGUGCAUGAAUCGUACAGAUGACACUAUCAGAGUUCCGGUGCAACUGCUCACCAAUCCACAAGUAUCUGUUGGUGAUAGUUCUGUCUCAAUAGUAGUCAGUGUAUCUCCCUCUCCCCCCAUGAGUCUUGACUCCCUAUCCAUACUCGCAACUAUUGAUCCCCCUCAUGCUAGUGCUGUGUUGGCAAACUACUCCACAUCAUCUCAACAGUACAUGGUGAUGUUCGAUGGUCUCAUUUCUGGAACAAUCUACAUUUACGACAUAAGGGCGAUACUCAAGAAUGACUCUACCACCACUAUUGGUCUACUGGUGACUGGAUCCUUCACUGUUCCAGCAUGUGGCACAGUUUGUGUAACCGUGGUUAUUGUAGUGAGUGCAGUACUACUAGUGGUUGCUGUUUUUUGCCUAGCUGGAGGCUUCGGUGCUUACAAGUACAAAAACAGAUCUAAAGAUUGGUCAGUGAGAUCGUUCAAAUCCGAAAACACAGAGAAGCAUGAACUUACACAUAGCUUACCCCCUCCAACACCUGACUCCUUGUACGCUGACCCCAAAUCCAUUGAGCACCAGGCAGCCCCGGGCACUGAGGACCAGUACGCCAUUGUCGAUAAAAACGGCAAGAAAAACACAAAACCAAACCCAACUCCACCAGAAGCUGUGUAUCAGGACCCCUGCACGAUUGAGCACGAGACCGCUGCCUCUGGAGUUAUGUAUGCCGUGGUGGACAAGCCCAAGAGGUCCUCCAAGAAGAAGGGAGGGCCGGAUGUGGUUCCCCCAGCCAGCGAGGGGAGUACAUGUAAGCGUAUUGAAGAAGCUAACUCCAGCCAGCUUCCUCAGGAACUUUAUUCAGAGGUGUUUGACGCAUUACCAAAAGGGAUGGCUACUGAAGUUGUGAGGAAUGGGACGAAAAACUAACUGAAUUUUAUAUAUAUACAGUGAUGUAGUUAUAGCAACAGGUGCUCAUUUUAACCUCAUAGUGUAGUUAGCUUACACUAUAAAUCCUUUAAUCAUGCAUUAUUCAUUAUGUUUGUCGCUGUAAGAAUCAAUUUAUCUUUAUACAA